AAUUUUCGCGUAUGCUUGUUAUUCUUGUAGGCAAAGCAACCGUUUGCACUUUCACAUUCGCUAUUUUAAACCCAAUACAUCAUUUCAGAUAUCCUGCAUACCCCUUCUUUUGGACGUCAACGAAAUCAACAUCAUAGCUCUACACAUACUAGCUGGCAUAUCAUCAGGUGGCCUGUAUACAAUCUUCCCGAUAUACAUCCGAGAGAUAAGUUCCAUACAAAACAGAGGGUUAGCUCUCUCCCUGUUCAUGCCAAUGACGGCAGCAGGGUAUCUGAUGAGACUGGUAACGGAUUUGGACGCGCUGAUGUUUUUGAUGGUGGCUCUUGUGGUGGUUCAAAUGAUCACGGUGUUCUGUCUAGUGGAGUCCCCGAGUUAUUUGGUCAUGAUUGGGAAUCCUGAGCGAGCAAAGCUAACAGUGUCGAGAUUAAAAUGCCUGCUGCCCGAGCACCCGACCGUGCUACGAGAAGUCGCCAGCUUGAAGGAUGAAAGCGACAGAGCGAGGGCUGCGGGGAAAUUGCACACGAUAACAAUAAUUAAAAACCCGAUAUGGCGCGACGCCACCAAAAUCGGCUUGGUCCUCCACAGCACCAUGAUCCUGUGUGGCAGUAUCAUCUUCUUGGAUCAGCACAAGACCCUGGUACAGCUGGGGUCACCGGCAGAUCCCGACAGGGUGCUCACUCUGGCUUGCUUCUGCGCUGGCAGUUUACUAUGUACAGUCGUCAUACGAGUAACGGAAAGAAAUUACCUCCUAACCGGCGCCUUCUUCGUGAUGGCUGUAUCAAUGGGCACGCUGGCGGUAUACACGCAGGCUGAUCUGACUGUGUACACAAACCGCUGGGUACCCGUGGCCGCGCUCGGAGUACUCGUAGCAGCGUACGGCGUGGUUUGGGGGCUACCCGCGCUUGUGAUAACGGAGCUGUUUAACUGUGAGAUCCGAUCGCACCAGCUAGCCCUCCUCUACGUCUAUUCCCAGCUCAUAAAACUGGUGCACGUGUACAGCUACCCCCACAUCGAGGCGUACAUCGGCGUGUACACCAUGUUCUAUAUAUUUGUCGGAAUCAACCUGUUUGCGGCGGGUGUACUGUCUGUUCCAUAUACCGCAGCUCAAGAACAAGACGACGAGACAGAUCGAAAAGCAACUGAAGAGAGUACCGCUUUUGAAUAUUUAACUACGAGUAGUAAUAUGAGAAUCUGAUUUGUACAACAGUUAAGGUGAUGUUCGAAUGGCAACUGCAGCUGCAUUACUGUUACGAAAUUGCUGCUACAGCGUUGAUGCUGUAUCUGUCAAUUUCCUUAAUCAAAUUGAACGUCAUAACCGCGGAAGUAAUGCGGCGGCGACCGUCACUUAUUUUAUUAAUAAAAUUUACAGAUACAGAGGCCUAGUUCAAUCCGCAGCAGUAAUGCAGCUGAAGUUGACAUCCGAAUGUCACCUUUACUCUGCAGCGUUGCUGGUGUAGCGUCAUACGUCAUAAUCGCGGCAGAUAUCACUGUAAAUUUCCUUGAUAUUUGCUAUCACUAUUGCAGUACUGUAGUGAUUAGAACGUUCAAUACUCAACUAAUUGUAUCAUAGAGAUUGACAGUGACAUUACCAGUUUCUAGCUGCUGCCGCAUAAAGCAGCCUGACUUAACCAGAUCCUUAUACAGUCACGUCGAAUAUACAUAGAGUGUGGGAAAAAUGAAUGGGUCCUGGAGAGAAAGUGCCUUUGAACCUCAAGUUAGCUCACAAGGAAAGGUACCCAACUGUCCGGUUCCGAUUUGAUUUAUAUUUAUAUAUGUUAUAGAGUAGUCUAAGUUUAGGAAAACUUGAGUUUAAGCAGAUAUAACAAAACACUUGUACAUUAUUUUUUCCUGUUCUCAAACAUAUACUCAAACAAGCCAUUAACUAGCAAGUUGCUUGAGCAUCACUUUCUAUAGGAGUUAGAAGAUUUAGUAACUUUUUAGUACUUUGGAGGACAAUUUCUCCCAAUAGUUUGAGUUUCGGCAGCUAAAAAAAUACGUGUCCGUUAUUUUAGACUACUCUAUAACAUAUAUAAAUAUAAAUAAAAUCGGAACCGGACAGUUGGGUACCUUUCCUUGUAAGUUUGGAAUUACAAAUGGAACGAAUACCUGGAACAGUCAGUCUAAGCAUAGAGAAAUAAGUAAGCAUUGAGUGUUCAAUCCAUACAUCAGUUUUCUUACCAAAACGCAUAUUAUUUUCGGAGUAAUGUAGCGUUAUGUAGAAGAUAUAUCAGUACCGUUACUUGACAAUAGAUAACACUAGUGUCGCGACUGACGAAAAGUGUAUUGCUCAACAAUUGACAAUUAAUAUUACAGGCAGAAGGAGUUGAAAAUAGAGUUCCGGUUAUCGAUUAUAGGUUAUAAUAUUAGCUGAAAAGUAGAAAAGUAUAUAUGCCCUAAGCAUACUAAAAAAGAACACAAACUUCGAGUGUGCAUUAUCCGCAUACUACGCAUAUGCGUGCGCAUGGCUUCGGUACGCUGUAGUCCUUUGGGGUGAUAGUGUCGAGGCCGAGCAACUUUUUAUAAUGCAGAAGAAGUGUAUUCGAAUUUUAGCGAAUGUGCGUAUACCAGACAGCUGCCGUCCGUACUUUGUCCGCUACAAACUAUUAACACUGCCCUGCAUCUAUAUAUUGCAAGCUGCUAUUUUUGUUCGCAAAAACUCUCAUUUAUUUGAAUUAAAACAGGAUAAGGAAACAACUAGAGCACAGUAUAGGAAUAAAUUGCAACUACCUCAAACCAAACUACAAAUGUGUAGAAAUAGUCCACAUUACAAAUGUAUCCUAAUAACUAAUAAAAUUCCAGACUCGAUUAAGCAAGAACCUGAAAAUGCGACCUUCAAAACUAAAUUAGAAAUAUUAUUUAC
Molecule: messenger RNA, 2860 nt
Organism: Cydia pomonella (codling moth)
Lineage: Eukaryota; Metazoa; Arthropoda; Insecta; Lepidoptera; Tortricidae
Exons: 5
Coding region: 248-1195 (315 amino acids)
Biological process (GO): transmembrane transport; carbohydrate transport
Cellular component (GO): membrane
Molecular function (GO): carbohydrate:proton symporter activity
Source: RefSeq, a predicted model, not a curated record